This is a messenger RNA of Engraulis encrasicolus (European anchovy), 2191 nucleotides long. RefSeq names its product mitogen-activated protein kinase kinase kinase 4 (gene map3k4). The transcript is spliced from 15 exons. Gene Ontology annotation, biological process: protein phosphorylation; MAPK cascade. Gene Ontology annotation, molecular function: ATP binding; protein kinase activity. Bases 91 to 1530 code for a protein of 479 amino acids. NCBI's taxonomy places the organism in Eukaryota, Metazoa, Chordata, Actinopteri, Clupeiformes, Engraulidae. The record is from RefSeq and is a predicted model, not a curated record.
GCCACGCAGGGUUUUGACUUCCUUCAGGCCAUCGAGGGGGGAUUCAUCUCCGCACUGCCUGAGGACGACUUCCUGAGUCUGCAAGCGCUGAUGAACGAGUGUAUUGGUCAUGUGAUCGGCAAACCACACAGUCCUGUCAGCGGAUUCUACUUUGCUCCAAGACCCAACCCCCGAGCCAGCCCCCGCCCCCCGACCCGCUGCCAUAGCGACCCGCCCAACCCCUGCCUCUUCAUCCCCAACGAGGGCUUCAGCUCUAGGAGUUUGCCGUGUGACCUGCGGACCCAGCUGUUCCCUACGGGGCCCCGCCCCAUCCCCCCUGCUCCGCCCCUCUCGGGGGACACGCCACACCCCAAAACCCCCGGCAGCGCCCCCAAUGACGCCAGAGUGUCUGCUAUCCUUGAGAAUGAUCGCCUAUCAUCUGUCGCCAGUGAGUUCAAAUCUCUCAGUCGCCAUUCAAGCCCCACGGAAGACCGCGAAGAGCCCUCGUACCCGAAGCCAGACGCCGCUGGAGGCAUGAGGAGGAGCUGGGAACUCCAGAACUUCAUCAGCAUGUCCAAAGACGCGGCGGCGCGCCAGAGCCCCAUGGAGUCUGUGCGGCGCUCGAUACGAGACCUCGACAAGAAACGCUACGGCGACAUGAAGCAGCGAAACAUCAUCGGCCAGGUGUGCCAUACCCCCAAGUCCUACGACAACGUGAUGCACGUCGGCCUGCGCAAGGUCACCUUCAAGUGGCAGAGAGGCAACAAGAUCGGUGAGGGUCAGUAUGGGAAGGUCUACACCUGCAUCAACGUGGACACUGGAGAACUUAUGGCUAUGAAAGAGAUCCGCUUCCAGCCCAACGACCACAAGACGAUAAAGGAGACGGCGGACGAGCUGAAGAUCUUUGAGGGCAUCAAACAUCCCAACCUAGUGCGCUACUUUGGCGUAGAGUUGCAUCGGGAGGAGAUGUAUAUCUUCAUGGAGUACUGUGAUGAGGGGACGUUAGAGGAAGUGUCUCGUCUGGGUCUUCAGGAGCACGUCAUCCGCCUCUACAGCAAGCAGAUCACCACCGCCAUCAACGUGCUGCACGAACACGGAAUAGUGCACAGAGACAUCAAGGGUGCAAACAUCUUCCUGACGUCGUCGGGGCUCAUUAAGCUGGGAGAUUUCGGCUGCUCGGUGAAGCUGAAGAACAACGCCCAGACCAUGCCAGGGGAGGUCAACAGCACACUGGGCACCGCAGCCUACAUGGCCCCAGAGGUCAUCACGAGGGCGAAGGGCGAAGGUCACGGGCGAGCGGCCGACAUCUGGAGUCUGGGAUGCGUACUGAUCGAGAUGGUCACCGGGAAGAGGCCCUGGCAUGAGUACGAGCAUAAUUUCCAGAUCAUGUACAAGGUUGGCAUGGGCCACAAGCCGCCCAUCCCGGAGAAGUUGAGCACGGAGGGCAAGGACUUCCUGUCGCGCUGCCUGGAGAGCGAACCCAAACGCAGAGGCACCGCCUCCGCACUGCUAGACCACCCUUUCGUCAAGGUUUGCACGGAUGAAGAGUAAAGGUGGAACAACAAGCGAUGAACUUGAUGUGUAGCACUACUGUCCAACACACACACACACACACACACACACACACACACACACACACUCACACUCUCUCGCAGGACAUGAGGAGGAAGACGAUAACCCAUGGUGGAGAGAAAGAGGAAGAGGAUGAUGACGAUGACGAUAGCAGACAAAGGAACAGUAAAUGCUCUAUAUUUCAGAGGCCCGCUGUGACACACACACACACACACACACACACACACACACACACACACACACACACACACACACACACACACACACACACACACACACACACACAGGCCCGCUGUGCCACACAUGGACUGGAAAAGUGACUCUUAAUCUCCAGAGGAGCGAAUUUUAGGGGUCGGGGGAGGGGAGGGGAGGGGUUGUAGAAAGCAGAAGUACAAAUACUCUUCUAGAUCUAAUUACAACACCAGUGGUAUGAUAUUACAUUGUGUAUGUAAUAUCAUACCAUUAAUGUUGUAAUAUUAUGCUACUAAUGCUAUGAUGUAAUUACACCUGGAAGAGUACUUGUCCUCUCUGCUUUCCACAACUCUGGGGUUUGGGGGUCGGCUGAAUUCAAAUGGGAAGGGAUGUGUAUUGUACAUAAUGUCAGAAUUAAAAGGACGAGGAUUCCUUGUAUAAAGAAUAA